Molecule: messenger RNA, 1972 nt
Organism: Periconia digitata
Lineage: Eukaryota; Fungi; Ascomycota; Dothideomycetes; Pleosporales; Periconiaceae
Source: the annotation of a GenBank genome assembly
CAUGUGCAUCUGUUGCAACUGCACGUAAGGUUGCAAUUCCUCCGAUGCCAUGCAGGUAGGUCCCUUGACUAUCCAUGUACGAAGAAACAUCUCCAUCAAAGGUGCUCCACGCUUCCCCAAGUUGUGCAAAGGCUGUUUCCAUCGACCCGUAACUCUACUCCUAGUUUCGAAUCAGGUAUCGUUUUCCCAUUUUCCAGGCAUUGUUCAAUUGCAUCUAGCGCGAUUACAACGUUGCCAUGAUGAUUACAUAGCGCUACAGCGCCAAGAGAGGAUAAUCACAUCUACAUUCCGAUGCCAACCACCAAGAGCAUCUUAUAAAUGAAGAUAUUCAUUGGCACAGGAACAAGUUCGAUGACCAAAGGCCUUCAGUCUUGUGUUUCAAGGGAGGCGUCGGAUGAGACCCUGGGCUAGACCCGUUCCGCCGGCCGCGACUCCACACCGGACCCAAGAUCAUCUCCCCGCAUCCUAUCAUUCACCCUUCACACCGUCGUCGCCCCAAGUCACUAGCCUACACUCACUCGAAGCCUCUUAUGGAGCUGCGAUAUCGUCCCACACCCUUUGUGUGUCCCGUACGUUGUAUACACUUCGAAACAAGCAACUUCCCGGAUUUGAGCCCCAAUUCAAAACAAUGGCCAAGUGGUCCGACCUACCAUCUGCUCUCAAAGAGAGUCAUGACAAGUUUACCGAGCUCCUCCAAUCCGACCAUCAGCUCAAAGCUUUCACCAACUCCAACGCCAUUGGCAAGCCCGUCACCUUCGGAAUUACUUCAAAUGGCUCUGACAAUGCACUGUUUGUCACUGUCGAGAAUGGCUCUGUGGAAGCAAAGACAGGCUCUGCAAAGGACGGCUUGUUCAGCCUGUCCGCUCUGCCAGAGCAAUGGGAGCAAUUCUUCAAAGACGUGCCCGUGGCGCCAUACCAGAGCUACUGGGGCAUGUUCGGGAUGAAUAUCAAGCAGAAGGGCAUUGAAGUUCUCGGCGAUCAGACUGCCUUCUCGCAAUGGACUCAUGUCUGGCGACGCGUGCUAGAGCUAGCGCACGAUGCGCACUGCGGGCCUAUCAAGGAAGACACCCAGCAAGAAUCUGAGCAAGAUCAUCUGAGGGGCAAGUAUGUAUACCUUGAUGCGCCAGUCUGGGGACGCGUCAAGACAUUUUAUGAGUACUCGGGCGACGGGAAACAGCCGAUUGUAUUUUUGCAUACCGCUGGAAGUGAUUCAAGGCAGUACCAUGGCGUUAUGAAUGAUUCUAGAAUGCGACAGAAGUGCAUCAUGUAUGCCUUCGAUCUUCCUGGUCACGGACGGAGCUUUCCAUCUCGCAAUUAUCACCCAGGUGCGCACACCAAUACCGAAGACAGCUAUGUCGGCAUUAUCACCUCCUUUGUCAAAGCACUCGGUCUUAGAAGACCCAUUAUCUGCGGAGCAAGCAUGGCUGGCCAGGUUUGUUUGGCAGUGGCUAUCAGGCACAAGGAAGUCGGCGCUGGAGGCGCCAUUCCACUACAAGGUUCUGACUACCUUAACAUGGAUCGUAAUUCAAAUGACCGGUCGCCAUAUGUCAACCAGUCGUUGUUCAACCCUGAGUGGGUAUACGGGAUGAUGUCCCCAACCGCGCCCUCAGCCAACAAACAACUGAUAUGGCAUACGUACAGUAGCCAAGCGUACGGUAUAUUCCAUGGCGACCUUGACUUCUACUUUGGCGGCUGGGAUGGCCGCUCGCGCGUUGCGAACAUCGACACAAACGCCUGCCCCGUCUAUAUGCUCACGGGCGAGUACGAUUGGUCCAACACGCCCGAAAUGUCCCAGAAGACAGCCGACAAGAUCCGCGGCGCGAAGCACAAGGCCAUGCCAGAUCUAGGCCACUUCCCUGCCACGGAAAACCCGGCCAAGUUUGUGCCGCAUUUGCUGGAGGCCAUUGAGCAUAUUCAGCAGGUGAGAAGUGAAAACAUUACCACUAUGAGGCUGGGAUCGGACUUGGGGUAG